Onychostruthus taczanowskii (white-rumped snowfinch) is the source of this 690-nucleotide messenger RNA. RefSeq names its product basic proline-rich protein-like. The transcript has a single exon. Lineage: Eukaryota; Metazoa; Chordata; Aves; Passeriformes; Passeridae. The record is from RefSeq and is a predicted model, not a curated record. The coding region runs from base 1 to 690 and encodes 229 amino acids.
AUGCAGCUCCUGGAAACCGAGCGUGCGAGGAGAGCAGCUUUGAAAUGGCUACUUACACAGCCAAAACACGCGGCGCAAGAAUCCCGCGGAGCGGAGCCGAGCCGAACGCGCUCCCGCAGCCGGGGCAGGGCGAGAGCCCGCGGGCCGCGGCUCCGAGCGCACACCCGCCGCGGAGCAGCCCCUCAGCGCGGCCUCGGGCUCCGCCAGGUCCGGGCUCCGCCGCCCCGGGCGCUGCCCGCGCCCCGCGCCCCCGGCACGGAGCCCGCCGCCCACCUGGCGCGCCCACCCUCCCGGGCCUUGCCUCACCGCUCCGUCCCGUCCGGCGCCCCGCGACGAGGCGCUCUCGGGGGCGAGAGGGCUGAGAGCCGCGCGGCCCCCGGCGCAUGGGAGGCGGUGCGCCCUCGGCCGGGAAUGCCGGAGCCCCGCAGGACCCGAGCAGGUUCCCGGCGGCUCCGGGGCUCAGCCACAGCCUCUCCCCUCGCUCCCUCCCGCCCGCCGCCCGCGCAGGAGCCGCGCGCCGGCUGCUGCCACCUGCCGGCCGCGCCGCGCAGCCCGCGCCCGCUCCCUCCCUCCCGCCUUCCCCCGGCGGGCCGGGAUUCCAGCGGCGAUGUCCAGCGCGGAACUGCGAGGCGGAGGCGCAGGGGCACCGCACCGUCCAGCGCCGCCGCUGCACGGACGUGCGGGGUGUAA